Molecule: messenger RNA, 6515 nt
Organism: Manduca sexta (tobacco hornworm)
Lineage: Eukaryota; Metazoa; Arthropoda; Insecta; Lepidoptera; Sphingidae
Product: homeobox protein PKNOX2-like
Exons: 11
Coding region: 335-1477 (380 amino acids)
Biological process (GO): regulation of transcription by RNA polymerase II
Molecular function (GO): DNA-binding transcription factor activity, RNA polymerase II-specific; RNA polymerase II cis-regulatory region sequence-specific DNA binding
Source: RefSeq, a predicted model, not a curated record
GAAUAUUGACAACGUCAGAUAGCUCAGAUAGACAGAACCGCUUGUAGACGCUGCGUCUACGAAAAUAUAUUUUUAUUUUGAUUGUGAUUCAUUUAACGAGCGCGUUACGUCGGCCGCCGCGUGCUUCGGGAGCAAUUAAAAACUUUAUUUACAAUCAAAGUGACGUGUGCGAGUUUUCGACAUUUUUGUGUGGUAACCUCUUAGGUUUUUUUUCGCCGUGUUUUGAGAACUGCAAGACAGAUCGAUAUGUGCAAGACGUACUACAGAUGACUCUGAACGGUUUCACAGCCUCGUGUUGUUUUCUGAUGCGGUCGCUGUGGUGAUACAGGGCGGGAUGCAGGGCGGCGGCGCGCCUGCCCCCGACGCCGAUCAGGCCCAGUUCGAGGCAGACAAGAGGGCAGUAUACAAACAUCCUCUGUUCCCCCUACUGGCGUUGCUCCUGGAGCGAUGCGAGCAGGCCACGGCGGGAGCAGAGCCUCCCGCGGCGGACGCCUUCGGGGCGGACCUGCAGGCGUUCGUGCAGCACCAGCGGAGGGACAGAAGGCCGUUCCUAGUCGACGAUCCUGAGAUAGAUGGACUGAUGAUUAAGAGCAUACAGGUCCUCAGGAUCCAUCUGCUAGAACUGGAGAAGGUGCAGGAGCUGUGUCGAGACUUCUGCGGUCGGUACAUAGCGUGCCUCAAGACUAAAAUGCAGAGCGAAAACCUUCUCAGGACAGAUUACACUGCAGGGGGAGUUGAGAGCAAUAACAAUGUCUCCGGCUCUAUGGACGACCAUUCCAGCACAUCUAACUCGCCACAGUACCAGAGCCCCGCGGCGCCGCUGCCGCCGCCGGCCGCGUACCCGCCGGUGUUCGCGCCGCACGCGCCGCACGCCGACGCGCCCUACGUGCCGCACGCGCCGCACCGCGACCAGCCUUCACUAGUCGUCCAAGGCUCCACGCCAAUUGGUCAGAUUGGCGUUGGGUUGCUGCCCACUGAUGCCUAUACCGGCACGAACUCGAACAACUCGUGUUCGUCGGUGUCGGGGUCGCCGCCGCCCGAGGAGGAGUGCGCGGAGGACGGCAGCGGCAAGCGCGGCGUGCUGCCGCGACACGCCACGCAGGUCAUGCGCGCCUGGCUCUUCCAGCACCUCGUGCAUCCGUACCCUACCGAGGAAGAGAAGCGCACACUAGCGGCGCAGACCCGGCUCACGCUGCUGCAGGUGAACAACUGGUUCAUCAACGCGCGCCGGCGCAUCCUGCAGCCGAUGCUGGACUGCGCUGACAAACCUGGUGGCAAGAAGAGUAAAAAUGGUUCGUCCAUAAAUAAAAGGUACUGGCCCGAUGCUCUCUCCAAUCCACAGUUCACCGCGGGUCUCCUCUCAUCAUCAGAAGACGAGGAUCAAGACGGUGAUCAUUCCGGUGAUGAACAAGACCCGCAGAACGACGACCAGUCGUCGGAACAUUCAAACUAUUCAAUACAACAGAGCAUGCAUUGAAUAUAGUCGCAAACUGUACGACCAUGGUCGUAAUACGUGGUUGCAAACCGGGUGAGUAAGGAAUGGGCGGACGGUGCAUCUAAUAACAAAUGGAAUGGAGUAUUGCAAUGAAAUUAUUAUUCUAUGAUACUUAAAGUUUAUUGUAAUUUGAAAUUAAAAAAAAAUAACAGUAAUAGAUGUGGAGUGCAAUUGCUUGCUGAGAUGUAGUUGAAAAUUGUCCCAUCCCAGACCAUGCGGCUCCAGAUCUAUUACGAGUAAUAAUUGAUAUAAUCGCUUGGCGGCGAAAGGAAACAUUGUAAGGAAACUGGCUUAUAGGUUCUCCAAAAGCAUUUUAACAGAAGACCUAAGUUUAUCAGUAAGGUUCCGCACCUAGUAAGAUAGUAUAUAAAUAUGGGCUGAUAUUAUAAGUAUGAAAAAAAGGAGGUAUUACUUUCUAUAAAUAAUUGUUCUUAAGUUUAUUAAAAAAUAAAUUGCACCCUUUCAAAGUUAGGCUGUCCGUGCGCCCGUUCCUUAGUAACAUGAUAUAAAUAUAUGAAAAAAUCGACGUCCAUCUGUCUGUAUACAUGCUAAUCAAAAUUAUAACGUAAGUGAUUGUAAUCAAAUUUAUACAAGUGCUGUGCGAAAAUUACAGGACCGGAUUAAGACGAAGGAAAUGGGGGGUGUUGGGUCCCAUAUUUAUUUACUAUUACUUUAAAUGACAGGCCUAAUUAGAGUCAAUUUUAGAUCAAUGAAAAAAAAAUGUGCAUAUUUUUCUUUCUUUAAAUAACUUAUUUUUUAUAAGUUACAUUUCUGAGUGCAUCAUGAUAUCUAAAAACAAGUACUUGUAUAAAUUCGAUGUUCAUCAAGAAAUAAGUAUACGUUAAUUUUUUAAAUUCGAUAAAUAGACAUGACUGUCAUGUCAAUGAUUCAUGAUAAAAAGACAUUAAAUCAACAGUAUACCAUAGUGUUAGCGAUUAGAUUUUAAUAAGUUUGUACGCGGCAACAUUGCGUUUUCGGAUUGUCUAUAUCUGUGGUUCGCCAGAAAGAAAGAAAGGCAGUUUGUAUUUUUGUCUGAAGGAGAAAAAAGUUUUAAAAUAUGUGAUUUUAUGUAUAGGUAAUAUUUUUUUUGCCUUAUAUCUUUUUUAAUAUGUUUUUAUUAAUAUUUUUCUAUUUUAUUUCAAAUCUAUUUUAUAAAUUAUUUUACAUAUUUAUUGUGAACUAUCAGUAUUUUGUACGAUCUAGCCCAGUAUUGUGUAUGUAGCUAUGCUGUGACGAAUGAAAGAUGUCUUAUUUGAAAGCUGUCAAAACGAACGCGCAAAGUUGCCUCGUCGGACGUAAACCAUGUAUACGUAAUCCAUACCUCAGCGUUUAAAAAAAGUAUAUAUUAUGAGUAAUGAAAGUAAAAUAUUUCGAAAAAGUCAAAAUGUACGUGUGUUGGCGAUUUCGCGCUCGUGUGUGCGCCGUGCGUUUUUAAAAACGCCCGUCCGUAUGCACUCGCGUGUUCUUCUUUCUCUUUUGGGUGGCAUGCUUGUUUGUAAGAUUGUUUCCUGGUUUUACUACUGUAUAAUAUCAUCUAUCGACGAGUAGCUUCUCUUACUAGUUACUAUUGUUGUGCCGGUAGUUUAGACAGGCUCUUAGCUAUAUUUAUUUUAUUUUGCAAAGUUCGCAAAAAUAUAUCGAACUGUCUCACAUGGUCUAUAUCUGGCAAAUAACGCGUUCAUAUUACCGUCACAACAAUUGGAACUGGCGAGUGUUGUUCAAAAGCUUAACUUUUGAUUUAGUUCUAACUUAUAUUUACAGCAACUACUAUGAGUAUGCCACUCAAAGAUGUUUAUUAGCGUAAAAAUAACAUAAACAACACAUUCUUUUUUAUAUUUCUCUCUCAAUACAAGCAUACGUCAAUUUGAACACCGGUUGUGAUUAAAAAAAAUGUUAGUUUAAUUUUUUAAUUUCAAUCUGCAACUCCCGACUGACCCUGAACAAAAAUAGCACUGUAAGAUAAUUUUUUGUACCACUGACAAGAAAUACUACAGACAAUACCGUCCAUAGACAAGGAUAUUUAUUUUUUAAAAAUGUAAAAAGGAUAAGUUCUUAAAUAUACUCAUUGUUGUAAUUUCUUUUUUAUUGGUAUAUGUUUUUGUGUAUUUUUUUCUAUUGGAAAAUUCGUCAGCCAUAUUAGUGUAAGUUAUUCAAGGUUUGUUGGUUUGUGCGAAAGAAAACACUUUUUUUUGUUUAUAAAAGUAUUACCUUUAAUAAUAUGUCGUUUUCUGGUAAAAGUAGUAAAACUAUUACAAAACCUUUUUUUCAAAACUGUCUAGGAAUGUUCAUGAAUAAAUAUUCGCACAAACCAAUAGACCGACUCCUACAUCACAUUGCGCGAAAAAGUAUCCAUUGUAUCAUAUCCUAACGCGUGCUGCGAUGUUUGGGAGUUCAUUGUCAACUGGGGCCGAAUCUAGUGAAGCUGCGGGGGUCACCGCACACUAGUAUACGUACAUAUAUCGUCGCUCCGUCGAUUUCGUGCGUGCGGGUCUUACCUCUAGUGACCCCCCACUAGAUGCGUCCCUGCAACGUGAUUAUACGAAAUAAAAUAUACGAUACGGAUAACUUAGUAUACUCAAUAUAUUGAAAUAAUUGAUAAAUUUAAAUAAUAAUAAUGAAAAGUAAUAAUUGUCAUUCGAUUCAAAAAAAUUGUAUACGCCGACUUUGAAGAAAAUUAAACUUAUCGAUACGAGAUGAAAUAAUUUUUAAAAUGUUAAGUAUUGUGUAUUAUUAUUAUGUAAUUCUUUUGUAAAAUUCGUGCCGAGGGCUUGGGCGAUUAGCGGGGGUUUUUGGUAAGAUUAAGAAGGCAUUUACUCUCAGCGACCAAUUACAUAUGCCGUUUGUGAAAACAGGAUGUUUAUAAUGUGAAAAAAAAACUUGCGACUUUUUUUUUACUGUUUUCAGUUGUACAAUUCAGUAUUUGACGUUAGUUGUCAAACUAACAGUAACUAUUGGGCUGUGAGGCUUGUUUCAAAGCCGUGAUUAUUUGUUGCCUUUCUCUUGUCUCUCUAUUUUUGUUAUAUCUACUGUCAGUUUGACAAUAAUGUAAUGUCAAAACCGUAUUUUGGAUAAAACGACAAAAAUGCUGUCAAGUUUUUUUAAUCUUACCAAAAGAAGGAAGAAGGCAGGGGCUGUAUGUAUUUAAAGUUUUUCUUUGAAUGAAAUAAUGUGCUUGAUGAAAACAACUGCGCAAAGUCGCUUGACAAGUAACUGGUAUAACGUCAGCAAGUUGACGAUGGUGAUAGAGUUUAUAUAAAAUGUAUGCAAUGUUUUUCUUAUCAGCGCAAGGUUUCGCCAUCGUCUAAUGGACUAUAUGUCUAAAGCUUUAUGGUUGAAAAUUGAUUGAAAGUGUUGCCAUUAUUAAGUUCCAUAUGUUUUUUUUCUAUCAUAUAGUUACUACAUCUUACCAGUAUUACAAAAUUGGACAACCCAUGCCGACAAAACAUAGUAGAUUGUUACUGUUAUAUAUAUUACAAGAAAUCAGAAAUACAUACAGCUCAUGCUUAUAUGUGGAGAUAUAAAAUCAAAAAUGGAUGAAUAAAAAUGAUUUACCUAAUCUCCCAUGCUAGACUACUGAAAAAAAACUGUUUUACACAGUUGGUGACAGCUGUUCCGAAGCAACAAUUGCCCGUAUGAAGACCAUUUCACUGAAGUGGUCAAUGAAAUUUUAGUUACAAUAAUGUAAUGGAAAAUGGUCAAUUUUAUCCAUUUUUGAUUUUAUAUGAAGUGUGUGGUGUGAUUGUGGUAUUAUUAUUUUAGUGUAAUAGAUUCUUCGCUUAUAGACACCUUUUCCUUACCAAAUCCAUUGGUACACUUUUUUGACCUUGAGCCAUUUUUAUUUAGGGCCAGUGCAAUAUUGACUCAUACUUGUAGCAUAAAUCUUGGCUUCUUUUUUGAACAUGUACUUGUCUCUUAAAGGCAUAAGAAAAGAGGAAAAUACCCGAUUAGUAGUUAUUUUAUCGAUUAACAGAUCUCGAAUUCGAGUAAAAAUUUCCAAGCCAUCUUAACCUAACUGUAAUGGUUAGUAUUUUGUAGAAUAUUAAAUUCCCGUACUCCUAAAUAUUUAAUACCACGAUCCCCACACAAGUGAAAAAAAAAGUUAGUGAUCUAAUGAAACGGAUAUACGUAAUGUGGGAUAAAUACUUUUUACAAAAAAUAAAAAUAUGUAAUUAUACUUAACGUAGGAUGUAUUUUUAAAAUGUUUUAAACAAUGCCAAUACUAGCUGUAGAUAUUGUUUUUAUUCGCUAUUAUCAACUUUUUUUAUUGUACUCCAGCGCUAGUGUGGGUGUUUGCAAAAUUACAGAAAAACAUUUUUAAUAAAAAUAAAGCAUAAAUGAAUAUACAGGUAGCAUAUAUGUACGUAUUCUAGUCUCAUCCCAGUUUUAUUGUUAUUGUUGUUAGUUAAAAAAGCAGAAUUAUCAAAUUGUUAUCCUAAGAUACGAUUUACCUACAAAGGAAUUAAUUUCAGCAGUUAUUUAAAAUUAAUCCAGGAUAAUUUAAUAACAGUAUUAAAUGAAUUAAAUUUCGUGUUACUCGAUGAUAUUUAACAUUACAUACUUCAUUUAAUAUUUGACUUAUUUCUUGACAAUAUUUCGACACUACGUAAGUGCAUAGUAAUGAUUUUGCUACAAUAUUUUUAUGGAUUUAAUUCAAAAUUUUAUUGAAUACGACAAAUUCUAUUUAUGUACUAAAUUAUAACUAUACAUAUCCCACAAGAAUUACCCCCACAAAUAACAAUCUUAAUUACGGCCCUGGCAAAUUCCAAUAGAAUUUUGUUAUAAAUUUAAAUAAAAAUUGCAAAGGCAAAGGAAUCAUUUUCCGUACAGCCAUGACAACGGAAUGUUAAAAGCUUGAUCUUAUGUAAUUUUGCAAACGCUCCGUUUAAGCGUUAGUAUACAAAUAUAUUGAUAAUGAAAUGUCCACUCGAGUAGUAUAGCUGUCGCUUGCAUAGUGUAAGGAACUCGGUAACACGUACAUACAGCAUCGUUUUUGCUAGUCAAAUAUAAUAAUUUUUAGGCU